AUGCCUGCGAACGCCCAAUAUGAUGCAGCUGAUUUGAAGAGAGCAAUCGCGUCUGUCAGGAGAGGUACUGGUCUACGAGAAGCAGCGAGACAUUUCAAUGUGCCUCCGAGUACUCUACACAGGAAAGUCAAAAGCGACGACGAUGACCCUCAAAGACAAAGGCGUGGUCCGCAUCCUAUUCUGGGAGAGACUGAAGAAGACGUAGUGGAGUGGGUGAAGAAAAUGGCACGAAUGGGCUUCCCAGUCACUAUGUGUGCGUUGCAACAAGUCGGGCUGAAACUCGCAAAGCUGGCAAGCAAGAAUGGGAUCGAGAGAGCUGAGCAGAUAGUGUCUGCAGAAAAAUGGGUGCGAUUAUUCCGUGACCGGCACAAGGACCUUGUUCUGCGAAAAGCGGAACAUGUUUCGAACGCUCAAGCCAGUGUUUCCGAGAGCGACAUACGAUCGUUUUUCACAAGAAUCGAAUCCCGACUGGCUGAGGACAAUCUGAUGGCAAUCCUUCGCGAGCCUAGUCGCAUAUUCAACACGGAUGAGACCGGGAUGGCUCUCAAUCCUGAAGGAGGACUCGUUGUCGCUGAGAAAGGGUCUCGCGUUGUUUAUGUCCGAGGAGGCUCAGAAAAAGAGAUGGUCACAGUCCUCGUGACGGGGUCCGCUGCGGGGUCUCUAGCACCUACAGCGAUGGUCCUGCGGCGGAAGCGUUUACCUCCCGCUCUCACCAAUUCCGCUCGCGAAGGCUUCUGCGUAUUGAAAUCGGACAGAGGGUGGAUGACGGGCUCGGUUUUCCGCACAUAUCUCGAGUCGCAGUUCGUGCCUUUCUUAGUCAAGAAUGGCAUCCAGCGUCCUGUGCUGCUUUUUCUAGACAACCACAGAUCGCAUCUGACGAUGGAAGUAACCGAUUUUUGUGAAAGCCAAGGUAUCGUACUUUUGCCCCUCAUGCCCAACGCGACUCACAUAUUGCAGCCACUCGACGUAGCUGUGUUCAGACCGCUCAAAGCGAUUUGGUUCAAUACGGCGAGCGCGUGGAGGAUGCAAAAUGGAGGUCGAGCAAUGAGGAAGGACGAGUUCGUAGUGCUGCUGCAGAAAGCUUUCGAAAACUUCGAAUCAUCGUGGCUCAUCAACGGAUUCCGGAAAGCAGGGUUAUCACCCUGGGACCCCAAUGCGGUAGACUAUUCCAAAAUCUGUAGCGCGGAGGGAGCAGUAGAUGACGGCCAGAAUGAGUCGACGCCUCGAGAACGCUCCAUGUACGAUUUCAUGUUUGAUCUUGAAGAGCGACUGACAGUUGAGCAGCUCGAUUUGUUCCGCCAGCACGAUGGCAAAGAUUGGCACGGACCUGCACGCAUGAAAGAUCUCUAUAACCUAUGGUUGGAAGCCGAUCGGCGAGUCCGCGGAGAAAUCCCAUCUCCGCAAGAGAGCGAGGAAGAGCGCGCACCGUCAAGCUCCGAAUCUCUAUGCCAAGAAGACAUAUUAGCUGUCCCAGAACCCUAUAAGCCAAAACGCCGACUGAGUUGUUCUCACUCACUGUUCAUCGAUAGCUUCUGCGUUCCAGAAUAA
Messenger RNA from Galendromus occidentalis (western predatory mite), 1548 nucleotides. RefSeq lists its product as uncharacterized. NCBI's taxonomy places the organism in Eukaryota, Metazoa, Arthropoda, Arachnida, Mesostigmata, Phytoseiidae. Gene Ontology annotation, molecular function: DNA binding. The coding region runs from base 1 to 1548 and encodes 515 amino acids. Gene Ontology annotation, cellular component: nucleus. The transcript has 2 exons. The record is from RefSeq and is a predicted model, not a curated record.